Messenger RNA from Mangifera indica (mango), 2776 nucleotides. RefSeq names its product cell division cycle protein 48 homolog. NCBI's taxonomy places the organism in Eukaryota, Viridiplantae, Streptophyta, Magnoliopsida, Sapindales, Anacardiaceae. The coding region runs from base 130 to 2547 and encodes 805 amino acids. Gene Ontology annotation, cellular component: nucleus; VCP-NPL4-UFD1 AAA ATPase complex; cytosol. Gene Ontology annotation, biological process: autophagosome maturation; mitotic spindle disassembly; retrograde protein transport, ER to cytosol. Gene Ontology annotation, molecular function: ATP binding; polyubiquitin modification-dependent protein binding; ATP hydrolysis activity. The transcript is spliced from 9 exons. The record is from RefSeq and is a predicted model, not a curated record.
CCAUCUGACUCUAGAAGACCAAAACCCAAAAUUCUUUCUCUACAAACAAGAAAGGCAGCUAUUCUUCUCUAUAAAUUACUCAACAACACUUGUUUCAGAUCUCGUUCAACUCAAAUUACUCAAGUCACCAUGUCCAAUCAAGCUGAAUCCUCCGAUUCUAAGGGGACGAAGAGGGAUUUUAGCACGGCAAUUUUGGAGCGGAAGAAGGCGCCGAAUCGUCUCGUUGUAGAUGAAGCUGUAAACGACGAUAACUCUGUGGUUGCGCUUCACCCGGAUACCAUGGAGAAGCUCCAGCUCUUUCGCGGUGACACGAUCUUGAUCAAGGGAAAGAAAAGGAAAGACACUAUCUGUAUUGCUCUUGCUGAUGAUACGUGUGAUGAACCAAAGAUAAGGAUGAACAAGGUGGUGAGGUCAAACUUGAGGGUUAGGCUUGGAGAUGUUGUUUCUGUUCACCAGUGUCCUGAUGUUAAAUACGGAAAGCGUGUGCACAUAUUACCUGUCGAUGACACAAUUGAAGGGGUUACUGGAAAUCUCUUUGAUGCAUAUUUGAAACCUUAUUUUCUGGAGGCAUAUCGUCCGGUGAGGAAAGGUGAUCUAUUCCUUGUGAGAGGAGGAAUGAGAAGUGUGGAGUUCAAGGUUAUUGAGACUGACCCUGCUGAGUACUGUGUGGUUGCCCCUGAUACUGAGAUCUUCUGUGAAGGAGAGCCAGUUAGAAGGGAGGAUGAGGAUAGAUUAGAUGAAGUUGGUUAUGAUGAUGUUGGUGGUGUCAGAAAGCAGAUGGCUCAGAUUCGAGAAUUAGUGGAGCUUCCAUUGAGGCAUCCACAGCUCUUCAAGUCAAUUGGUGUGAAGCCACCAAAAGGAAUUUUGCUUUAUGGACCUCCUGGAUCUGGGAAAACACUGAUUGCCCGUGCCGUUGCUAAUGAAACUGGUGCUUUCUUCUUCUGUAUCAAUGGACCAGAGAUUAUGUCAAAAUUGGCUGGAGAGAGUGAAAGUAAUCUUAGGAAAGCGUUUGAGGAGGCAGAAAAAAAUGCUCCUUCAAUUAUUUUUAUUGAUGAGAUAGAUUCAAUUGCUCCCAAACGAGAGAAAACUCAUGGGGAAGUUGAAAGGAGGAUUGUCUCCCAGCUCUUGACACUCAUGGAUGGACUGAAAUCCCGUGCACAUGUGAUCGUUAUUGGAGCUACAAAUCGUCCCAACAGCGUUGACCCAGCUCUGAGAAGGUUUGGUAGAUUCGAUAGAGAAAUAGACAUUGGAGUGCCGGAUGAAGUUGGGCGUCUUGAAGUUCUCCGUAUCCACACAAAGAACAUGAAGCUUUCUGAUGAUGUAGAUUUGGAAAGAAUUGCAAAGGACACACAUGGUUAUGUUGGUGCUGAUCUAGCAGCGCUUUGUACUGAGGCUGCUCUUCAGUGCAUCAGGGAGAAGAUGGAUGUGAUUGACCUAGAAGAUGAGACAAUAGAUGCUGAGAUACUCAAUUCUAUGGCAGUUACAGAUGAACACUUCAAGACUGCCCUUGGAACUAGCAACCCAUCUGCUCUACGAGAAACUGUGGUUGAAGUGCCCAAUGUCAGUUGGGAGGAUAUUGGAGGACUUGAGAAUGUUAAGAGGGAGCUCCAAGAGACUGUUCAAUAUCCAGUGGAGCAUCCUGAGAAAUUUGAGAAAUUUGGAAUGUCACCCUCAAAGGGAGUCCUUUUUUAUGGUCCUCCUGGAUGUGGGAAAACCCUUCUGGCCAAAGCUAUUGCCAAUGAAUGUCAAGCUAAUUUCAUCAGUGUCAAGGGUCCUGAACUGCUUACAAUGUGGUUUGGAGAGAGUGAGGCCAAUGUAAGGGAAAUCUUUGACAAGGCUCGACAGUCAGCUCCUUGUGUCCUGUUCUUUGAUGAACUCGACUCAAUUGCUACCCAGAGAGGAAGCAGUGUAGGAGAUGCUGGUGGUGCAGCUGAUAGGGUUUUAAACCAGCUCCUGACUGAGAUGGAUGGUAUGUCUGCAAAGAAAACUGUCUUCAUUAUCGGGGCCACAAACAGACCAGACAUCAUUGAUCCUGCACUUCUGCGUCCUGGUCGUCUUGACCAGUUGAUUUAUAUUCCUCUCCCUGACGAGGAUUCUCGUCAUCAAAUUUUUAAGGCUUGCUUGAGGAAAUCACCAGUUUCCAAAGAUGUUGACCUCAGAGCACUUGCUAAGUAUACUCAAGGCUUCAGCGGUGCAGAUAUUACAGAAAUAUGCCAACGGGCAUGCAAAUAUGCCAUUAGAGAGAAUAUUGAGAAAGAUAUUGAGAGGGAGAGGAGGAGAAGGGAGAACCCGGAGGCAAUGGAAGAGGAUGUGGAAGAUGAAGUGGCAGAGAUCAAAGCAGCCCAUUUUGAAGAAUCAAUGAAAUAUGCUCGAAGGAGUGUCAGUGAUGCUGACAUACGGAAAUACCAGGCAUUUGCACAAACUUUGCAGCAGUCGAGAGGGUUCGGAUCUGAAUUUAGGUUUCCAGAAGCUGGAACAGGUGCUGCUGCAUCAGAUCCUUUUGCUGCAACUGCUGGUGGUGCGGAUGAUGAUGACCUUUACAGUUAAAUAAUGUUUAAUGUUGUGUCUGUUUAACUUAUGCUUAUGUCAACUUCUAUGCUUGUUUAUUUGAUGAUAUGCAUUACUCGUGAUGGAUAGUGAAAGCUUCAACAUUACUAUCUCAGACCCAAAGAAGCCCUUUGGGAUGAUUACUUGUGGUGACCUUUUGAAGUUGGAAGAGAACAGAAAAUCUCUAUUUUGAUAAUGGAUGGGGCAUGAAACUUUGACAAAAAGUGAA